This is a messenger RNA of Tetrahymena thermophila SB210, 1722 nucleotides long. Its product is annotated as transmembrane protein, putative. The record is from RefSeq and is a predicted model, not a curated record. NCBI's taxonomy places the organism in Eukaryota, Ciliophora, Oligohymenophorea, Hymenostomatida, Tetrahymenidae. The transcript is spliced from 2 exons.
AUGCAAAAAUUUAAAGAAUUUUCUAAUCUUAAUACUAAAGCUUUAAUGAAGGUCUUUUAUGCUCUUUUAUUAUUAGGGUUAAUUCAUGCCAAUCAAAAUAUUAAAUUGAAUGAAUAGAUAACUAGCACUAUAUUACCUCGUCAAAAUUAGAUUUUUAAAAUCGAGUCUUGCGGAGAUGUAGAAGUUGAAUUAAAAGUGAAGGGUUAAAUUGUUGUGGAGGCUGGUCCUGCAAGAACAAUGAGCUAAAAAGGAUUUUAGGAAGAUUUUAAAAAGCAAUUAUCAAAUGAAAGCAUCAAAUUUAGUUUAUAAUUUCCAUUUGUGUACUAUAACUCAUCAACAAAAAUUUGUAUGAUAUAUUUAAGCAUUUAUGGAUAAGCUAACUCACAAAAUGGUGCUUCGGAAAAUAUAGAGUUUGAAUUUGUUGUAAAGCCCAAAGUUAAGAAUGAUAUUUACAUAGUUAAAUUAGAAAAAUUACCAGAAAAUGCUAUGAUUUAUUCAAACUCAAUUCCUUCCAAUUAGGAUAUUUUUGUUUUAUUAAAAGGUGGAAUCUUAAAAAAUACGCCAAUUAAUAUAUAAAUAUUUGACAACUCACCACACUCUUCAGUUUAAAAUAUAUAAGGAUCAGAUGCUUAAGCUUAGGAGUCUUCAAUGAAUGUCCCUAAUAUAGUAUUUAACUAAUAAGGAUAAGAGUUAAAAAAUAAAAAGAAAAAAUCUUAAGACUAAAAGAAUAAAUAAUAUUAACUAUAGUCAAAGAGCAACUAUUUAAAUUUUAAUCAGUAAUAAUAAGUUACUAUGUAGAGUGACUCUAUUAUGGUUUUAGCAGAAAAAAGUUAAAGUGAGAGUAGAAAAAUUCAGAUAUUUAAGCAAGAUUGCUUAUAAUUCUAAUCAUUGCAGAGUUUAAGCUAAUAUAAAUUUACAGGACUCAAUUUUAAGUUAUUAAAAGACAAUAAAUAAAAAAUAUUUUUAAAUAAUGAAGGAUGCUAUGUCUUAGAAAUAUUUUCAAUGAGUCCAUAAAGUCUGAAGGUAUAUCUAAACACAAAAACUCCAGAUGUAGAUCAUGUACAAUUAGAACUUCAUAUGCUAAAAAUAAAUAGUUAUACUUAUUAUAUUGUUUUGUAAUAAGUUUACUAACCUGAUUCUUUAGAAAUUGUUAGUAGUGCAGAUAUUGAUGUGCUGAUUCAAUUAAAACAAUAUUCUCAAAAUACAUUUUAAGAGGUUACAAAACCAAGAGAUGAUUACUUUGAAAUAAAUAUAAAUGAUAAUGCCCUUUAAGUAACGAAUGAUUCAAACCAAAAAAUAGAGCAUGCUUAUCUUUUUAUGUCUUCUGACUAAGCUUCUCUAGAAUCAAAUGUAUUAAUUGGAGAAUCUGUAAGUAAUAUAAUACAUUUCAUGGAAAUAGAUCCAAAGCAUUAAGACUUAAAUUAAAUGCUUGAAAAAUUAAGUAAUUUUUCAAAACUGUAUAUUUCAGUAAGAGCCUACGAUGAAUUCUAAAGGUCUCACAUAUCUCAAGUUUAAUUAGUGGACAAUCCUUACAGUAGUUCUAUUUCCUUUUCUUUAACUAAUAUCCUUUUGAUAAUCAUAAUCAGCUUAGCUUUAGCUGCAGCAAUAAUAUAUUUAACUCUAAGAGGAUUUAAAGAAAAGAAGAUUAUAAAAUAACCUGAUGAAUAAGAAUUAAUUCAUGGUUCAGUUCAUGUUAGAAUGCCUUCAGAAAAUAACUAUUGA